Mesorhabditis belari is the source of this 510-nucleotide messenger RNA. The record is from the annotation of a GenBank genome assembly. NCBI's taxonomy places the organism in Eukaryota, Metazoa, Nematoda, Chromadorea, Rhabditida, Rhabditidae.
AUGAUAAAAGGGUAUUUUUUAGAAUGUCUACUUGCCGCUACAUUCAACUGUGCAACUCAUCGAGGAUCCACGAGCCGGUGCUCCGAGUGCGGUCUCGUUGUCGGCGAUAGAAUCGGUGAUGUUGGAACUGAGUGGCGUUCUUUUUCGGGUGAAAACAGUGGAAAUGAUCCAUCGCGUGUCGGCGCUCCCGAAAAUCAUCUUUUCACCAACUGUGACCUAUCUACGUAUAUCUCUGUCGGCCAUGGAGCAAGCACCAACGAUCAAAGUUUGACAACCAAUCAGCGCAAAAUUAUUAACUAUGCUGAUCGGCAGAUGAACGCCGCUAUUGGAACGAUUCGAGAUAUGAGCGACCGAAUUCACAUCAUUCAGGCAUUCAAGAUAUUGCUGCAGAAACCUUCAAGGCUUCCUCAAUACAAAGGAACUCAAAGGAAAGAACAACGAGGCUCAAGCCGCUGCAUGCAAAGCAGUUCUCGCCUGAUUUUGUCUUCCUCACUUUCACUCAACAGCCCU